Molecule: messenger RNA, 4679 nt
Organism: Cynoglossus semilaevis (tongue sole)
Lineage: Eukaryota; Metazoa; Chordata; Actinopteri; Pleuronectiformes; Cynoglossidae
Gene: itgb5
Product: integrin, beta 5
Exons: 17
Coding region: 481-2892 (803 amino acids)
Biological process (GO): cell adhesion mediated by integrin; cell-cell adhesion; transforming growth factor beta receptor signaling pathway
Cellular component (GO): cell surface; integrin complex; focal adhesion
Molecular function (GO): integrin binding
Source: RefSeq, a predicted model, not a curated record
AAGCCAAGGGGUUAAAACGUUCUCCCAUCGCACAGGCGGGGCCACAGAGCCGAGACACGAACCGGACAAACCAUCAGUCAACAGAGAAACCUGAGAUAAGAAAGUCGCUGUGGUUGAAAGUGUACGUGUUUUCUGUCCUAACUUCUCUCUCUCUGUUUUUUUUUCUCUCUUCUUCUUCUUCUGCCUUUGCUUGAUUGGAUUUAACGCUCGAAGCUCCAUGGAGCCCAAACUGUGGAACAGCUGCUGUCGCUGUGGGAAUGUCAGCAGCAGAGGCUGAAGCUGUGGAGACUUGGACGGCUGCAGACAGGGUCCUGUGUCCGCUGAAGAAGUCUCCGUAACCCGGUGGUGCACAGAAGACGUUUUGUGCACUGAAGCGCACGGAUCCUCGAUCGUGAGCCGGGAUUAGUAGGAGCUUUGGCGGUAUUUACCGAGGUGGUUCAAACCGCGCCGCUCUGCGGACCAGACGCCGUCAGUGACACCAUGUGGAUUCCGAGGUGGUGGAUGUGCAGAGCCGCUCUGUGCUGCGUGAUCCUGGAGACUUUAACGCACACAGUUGUAGGACUUAACAUGUGCAUGAGUGGCAGCGCUACUUCCUGUGAAGAAUGUCUCCUUAUUCAUCCAAGCUGCGCCUGGUGCGCACAACAGGAUUUUGGGAAAGGCCGGACUCUGACAUUUCGGUGUGAUUUCAGUCAGAACCUGCAGAAGAGAGGCUGCUUAACUCAGCACAUAGAAUACCCCACCAGCAGCGUCUCAGUUCUGCAAAAUAACCCACUGAGUUCCAAAGGUUCUGGGUCGACUCUGUACAAUGUCGUUCAGAUGGCGCCUCAGCAGAUUUCCCUCAGUUUGCGACCAGGAGACCAGACCUGGUUCGGCCUGCAGGUGCGGCAGGUCGAGGAUUACCCAGUGGAUCUCUACUACCUGAUGGACCUCUCCCUUUCCAUGAAAGAUGAUCUGGACACCAUCCGUAACCUGGGCACCAAACUGGCAGAGGAGAUGGGAAAACUCACCAGCAACUUCAGACUCGGCUUUGGCUCCUUUGUGGACAAAAAUAUAUCCCCGUUUUCCUACACGUCACCGAAGUACCAGGAGAAUCCAUGCAAAGGAUACAAACCGUUUCCCAGCUGCGCCCCAAGUUUUGGUUUCCGCAACAUCCUGUCGCUGACCGACGAAGUGGACCGAUUCAACCAGGAGGUGCAGAAGCAGAUCGUAUCGCGCAACCGCGAUGCACCCGAGGGUGGAUUUGACGCUAUCCUGCAGGCCGCUGUUUGUAAGAAUGAAAUAGGCUGGAGAAAAGAAGCCUACCACCUGCUGGUGUUCGCCACAGAUGAUGUUCCUCACCUGGCUCUGGACGGCAGACUGGGAGGCCUGGUCCAGCCUCACGACGGACUGUGUCACCUCAACGACCAGAAUGAAUACAGCGCCUCCGCUCAGAUGGAUUAUCCGUCGUUGGCUCUGCUGGGAGAGAAACUGGCUGAGAAUAACAUCUUCCUCAUCUUUGCAGUCACGAAGAAUCUGUAUAUUAUUUAUAAGAAUUUCACCGCGUUGAUACCCGGGACCACGGUCGAAAUCCUGGAUCAGGACUCGAAGAACGUCAUCCAGCUGAUCGUUGCAGCCUACAAUAAUAUCCGGUCUAAAGUGGAGCUGACGGUGUGGGACCAGCCUGAGGACAUCAGUCUGUCCGUUACUGCCACCUGUCAGGAUGGACAACCUCUGCCGGGACUGAGGAAGUGUGCCGACCUGAAGAUAGGAGACACUGUUUCAUUUAACGUCAGCGUGGAUGCGAGGAGCUGCCCGACCCGCGGCGCUGACCACAGCUUCACCAUCAAACCCGUUGGCUUCAAGGACCGUCUGGAGGUGACUGUGAACUAUCAGUGCGACUGUGGCUGCAGUCGAACGGCGAAAACCAACAGCAGCAUCUGCAGCUCUAUAGGGACCUACAACUGUGGCACCUGUCACUGUGAACCGGGCUACCUGGGAGCUCACUGUGAGUGUCAGGAGGGCGAGGCCGGCAGCAUGUACCUGAGCGCCUGCAGAGAAGCUGAGGGGAAGCAGAUCUGCAGCGGCCGAGGGGAGUGCAGCUGUAACCAGUGUCUCUGCUACGAGUCCGAGUUUGGGAAGAUUUACGGCAGCUUCUGCGAGUGCGACGACUUCUCCUGCGCUCGCCACAAAGGGAUACUCUGCUCUGGUCAUGGAGAAUGUCACUGCGGUGAAUGUAAAUGUCACGCCGGUUUCAUCGGGGACAACUGUAACUGCUCCAUUGAUACGUCUACCUGCGUGGCUGAUGAUGGACAGAUGUGCAGCGGGCGCGGAAACUGUGUGUGCGGCCGCUGUCAGUGCACGGAGCCUGGAGCCUUUGGAGACACCUGUGAGAAGUGCCCCACUUGCCCCGACGCCUGUGGUACGAAAAGGGAGUGCAUCGAGUGUAGACUAUUCGACUUGGGACGACUCGCAGACAAUCAGACCUGCCAGCGUCUGUGCAAGGAUGAAAUCAUCACUGUGGAGACGUUAGAGACCAACGACCCCAGUGCUGUGUUGUGUGUGUACAAGGCAGACAACGACUGCGUCAUGAAGUUUACCUACUCUGAACAUUUCAGUGGACGUUCAAUUCUCACUGCUCUGAAGGAACCAGAUUGCGGAGGUGGACCUGACGCCCUCACCGUGCUGCCGGUUGUGGUCGGCAGCAUCCUGCUAGUGGGCCUGGUCCUGCUGGCUGUUUGGAAGCUGGUUAUCACCAUACACGACCGCAGGGAGUUCGCACAAUUCCAGAGUGCACGAUCAAGAGCACGAUACGAGAUGGCGUCCAACCCUCUGUACAAACAGCCCGUCACCACACACUCUGUGGAGACCGAUUUCGACAUGUUUGGAAAGUCCUACAACGGAGGGGUCCACUGAUCCCUCGGCUCGGGGCUCGGCAGGACCGGUCCCCCCCCCCACCAACACAAAAAUCCCUGGAGGAAGAAGGAGAGUGAGUGACUGAGCACGCUCAUCCCUCGGAACUGUGCACGACACGGGCAGGCACGGACGUGAUGUGAACUCCGGCGAGUCAGAGAGCAGAGGGGGGCGAGAGGAGGAGGAGAAGGAUGAGGAUGAAGGAAAAAGGGAAGGGAGGAGAAGUUUGUGGCCUUUUUUUCAUCUUUCCAGAGAAGGGUUAAGCCCAUAGUAAAGAAAAGGUUUGACUUUCUUCUUUCUUUUCCUCCGCUGCUCAUAAUGUUGCAGAAGCCUAGCAUGAACGACUGUAGAAAGAAAGUGAGCGGCCACGUGAGAAAGAAAAAAGAAAAACACUGUUUGUACAGAGCAGAGCAGACUUUGACUUAUAUUUGUAUAUUUUUUAUAGAAAAAAAAUCAACUGCUCUACCGGGUGGAUUUUACAGGAUUGUGAAAGAAAAGCACAUACAUCUCUGGUCUUGUGGUACUACUAACCUUUACUCAGCAAUAGAUGGCAUGAAUACAGUUUGCACAGCAGUAAAAAAAAAAAAAAAAAAGGAUUUAAAUGUAUGAUGAUUUUUUUUUUUUGUAACGUGUCGGUGUAUAUGUUUGCUUCAGUUGCACUCCUUAAUCAGACUGGGUACCAGCUCCAUCACCAGAUCCCAGAUCUUAAAGGAUCUUGAACGUAAUUUCCAUGUUGGGGUUGAGUUUAAUUUUUGUUUUGUUUUGUUUUGCAUUUACAAGAAAAAUAACUUCACGUCACGGCAACAGAUAGUCGCCAUAGUAAUAUAUAAAACACAAUAUUUCUGCCAUAUAACCUUUUCUUUCAGCAAGGGAAUGUUUUACAGCCAGCUCCCCUGCUGGCAAAGUGUGGUACUACAUCCAGAACUGCCUUUAUGAACAAGUUUCAAAACAAAACCUGUCUGUUGUUAACAAGUUAACCAAAUGAAAUCAGAGCCUAGAAAUCAACGCUUGUGUUAUCCAGAAGGGGGCACUCUUAUCUGACUAAACCUUGCCCAUCAGUAACAAAAACAGCUGCUACUGUGUUAAUAAGUAAACAAAACAAACCUCCAAAUACAACACCACAGUGUCUAGAUAGUACGAUUUCUUGUUUGACCCUAUUUUUUUUCUGACGUAGAACGGCUAGUUUUAAGGCAAAAUAGAGAACUAUUUUGUUUUAUGAUAAUUAUGCUAUUUCACAACCAGGGGCGCUGCCAGGAAUUCUGGGCCCCACGAAAGGAUAUGACAGUGGGCCCCUGUGUAUAUGUCGUUGUAAUACUCUAAUAUUUUUUGGGGCCCCUGUCAGUCAGGGGGGCUUGGAAUCAUCGUACCCCCUCACCGCUGUUUGCCACGUAUCCUUCCUUAGCGUCAAAGGUCACGACCUGCUUCCUUUAGUGAAAUCAAAGUUCUUCUUCUUAGACGUUCUUUCUUUCAGAAGUUUGGCCUUACAAAGCAUUUAUUUUUGGAGUUUUGAAGGGACAGCCUCAGCCCUCGCAUUGGAGUGGAAUGCUUUUAGCACACGUUAGCGACUAACUAACAAUCCCGCAGCACGAGAUGAGGUGGUGCGUUUGUAAGGCAGUUAGUGAUUAGGGUGUCGUGAUAAAAGAAAUGCUUGGUCAAAUGGAAUCAAAUAAAGUCUGUACUAAUGCCGGCACACUUUUGUGAUGGUCCACCAGAGGGCGCUGCAACACAAACAUGACCGUAUAUGUAAUACAACACACAGCAAAGAGCAAUAAAUCUGUUAAUGUCAUAAA